Brienomyrus brachyistius is the source of this 1773-nucleotide messenger RNA. RefSeq names its product arrestin-C-like. Gene Ontology annotation, molecular function: G protein-coupled receptor binding. Bases 237 to 1337 code for a protein of 366 amino acids. NCBI's taxonomy places the organism in Eukaryota, Metazoa, Chordata, Actinopteri, Osteoglossiformes, Mormyridae. The transcript is spliced from 17 exons. Gene Ontology annotation, biological process: visual perception; signal transduction; G protein-coupled receptor internalization. The record is from RefSeq and is a predicted model, not a curated record.
AGUUGCCGUAAGCUGACUCCACUGGAGAUAAAGUUCUCCGCGGCGGGGAGCGACGCACGGCCAUUAAAUGGACAGCGACCAAGCAAAAAUACUACAUAGUCAAGGAGAUUGCGGAUUUUGUGACAGGAAAUUUAUGCCGGUCGCCAAAAACCCCGACAGCGGAGGAUCGCCAGGAGGAAGGGAUCCCUCUUCACAGCGGUGACAUUAAAGGAACUACUUACACAGUCAACAAAGAAAUGUCAAAGGUCUACAAGAAAACCAGCGGCAAUGGCUCGCUAUCCCUUUUUCUAGGAAGAAGAGAUUUUGUGGACCAUGUGACCUCUGUAGACCCAGUCGAUGGGGUGGUGAAGGUUGACCCUACCGACCUCGGGGACAGGAAAGUGUGGGUUCAUCUGGUCUGUGCCUUCCGUUACGGUCGCGACGACCUGGAUGUUAUUGGCUUGUCCUAUCGGAAGGACAUCUGGAUCGAGCAGCAGCAGAUCUACCCCCCUACUGGCAGCAAAACACCAAACACCCCCAUGCAAGACAUUUUGCUGAAGAAAGCGGGAGAUCAGAGCUACCCCUUCAUCUUCAGUAUACCUACUAACCUUCCCUGCUCUGUAACACUUCAGCCUGGGCCAGACGACAAAGGCAAGCCGUGUGGUAUUGACUUUGAAGUGAAGACAUACAUUGCCAAAGAAGCAGAUAAUCCCGAUGAACAAGUGGACAAAAAGGACACUGCACGUCUUCUGAUUCGCAAAAUCCAGUUUGCCCCUAACAAAACGGGUGCUGGGCCCAAAGCCAGCCUCAGCAAGCAGUUCAUGAUGUCUGACAAGCUGGUCCAUGUGGAUGCCUAUAUGGAGAAGGAGAUAUGUUACCAUGGUGAGCCAAUCCCAAUCAGAAUAAAAAUUAACAAUGAAACCAAUAAGGUGGUGAAGAAAAUCAAAGUAACUGUGGACCAAACUACAGAUGUGGUGCUGUUCUCUGCUGAUAAGUACACCAAGAAUGUCCUGAAUGAAGAGUUUGAGGAGAUGGUUGAAGCCAGUUCGACUUACGACAAAACCCUCAACAUCACACCGAUGCUGGCCCACAACAAAGACAAGCGUGGCCUGGCGCUGGACGGCAAGUUGAAGGAAGAAGACACUAAUCUGGCCUCCACCACCAUGUUGCGACCAGGCAUGGAAAAAGAAGUUAUGGGAAUACUGGUCUUCUACAAAAUUAAAAUUGUCCUCAUGGUCUCCAGAGGAGGCAUCUUGGGUGACCUUGUAGCCAGUGAUGUUGCUGUGGAGCUCCCCUUGGUCCUGAUGCAUCCCAAACCUGCAGGAACUGCAGCGAACUCGAGUAGCUCCACCACCUAAGGUACCUCAGAAGACAGAGGCUGCAGGAAAAUCAACACGCAGAAGAUCAGCAAAUGGAAAAAUAGAAAGAAAUAGAGAUCUUUCAGUAGCUCUCACACACUGUGGUAAAGCUCCUCUCCCCCCACACUGAUGUAUGCCAUGCAGUUACAUAGCGGUUGUAUUUCCAGAUAACUACAGUAUAUGUUUCAUUAUAUAUAAUUUUAACCACAUAUCAUAAUUAGACAUACUACAAUGACUGAAUUGUUUCACGAUUAAGAGUUAUAACAAUAUAACAAAAAUAACAUUCUGUUUAAUCAUUUCUGUCUGUAGCUUUUUAUUGAUUUGCUAGGGCAGACCAAAACUCAGCAAUGUACAGCUCUUUAUGUGCUACAAAUCUGAAAUGUUUUAUUGGAUAUUAUAUGUUUAUUCAUUUUUGGCAGUUGCUGUAAUCUCUUGA